This is a messenger RNA of Cynara cardunculus var. scolymus (artichoke), 1613 nucleotides long. RefSeq lists its product as uncharacterized. Lineage: Eukaryota; Viridiplantae; Streptophyta; Magnoliopsida; Asterales; Asteraceae. The coding region runs from base 456 to 1445 and encodes 329 amino acids. The transcript is spliced from 5 exons. The record is from RefSeq and is a predicted model, not a curated record.
GCCGCCAUCCACCGUCAACAAAUCGUUGAAUGUCGCCACCAUUUACCGUCGCCAUGAUCGAUCAGUCUCUGAACCCUAGCAAACCUGAAUAAUCGCGAACCCCCUUUAGAUUUUUGAAAUCUGUCGCGACUGGUCACGCAUUUUCCUGGUGUCGAGCUUCACUGAUGGCGAGCUUCUGGAGACGAAUUCUCCGGUCGCGAAACUACCUUUCAUCUCAAACUCUAACUCGCUGGAACCCUAAACUAUACCAUUGCGUUGAAGCUAUUGAAAUGGCGAUACCCUAUCUACGAAAUCUGUCAAGUUUCAGAAUUUUUGGAGUUUCUAUCGAGUUUUCUGCUGUUGCUCGCGAAACCCUUGACGAUGCACUGAAAUUCUUCCAGAGCUCGUUUGUUAGUCGAAUGCCUGUUUUUCUUUCUUUUCUAAUCCAAGUUAAAAUUUAGUGAAUAAGUGGAGCUAUGGAGAUCGAUCCUCCACAUGGAAGUGAUGGAAGCACCAGCGGAUCAAAGGAAAGUGAGAUUUAUGUGGUACCCAGUAACCAUUCAGGUUAUGGUUUGCCAUUUGCUCCUGAGGAUUUUCCUGAACCUGGUGAUAAGUGGGGUUGGAAGGUGGGGAAGAGAGUUAGUCUUACAGGACAUUUUCUGGACAGAUAUCUUUAUCUUCCUGCUCGUCUUCAUGAAAAAUUUAAGUUAGGGGGUUUUGCUAGUAAGAAAUCAGUUGAGCGGUUCAUGGUGGAAGCGUUUCCUGCGGCAGAUAUCAAGGCCUUCUUUGCCUCUUUCACUUGGAAGAUUCCAGCUGAAAAAAUUAAAGGAAAAAAAGAAAUUGUCUCGGGGCAUCCAAAUUGCAAUCCAAAUUUUGAUCCUGCAGGCUGCAAGGCUGGAAAUAUAAUGUGUUCCAGUCUGCUAGAAGCAAGUGAUCCUUCUCAUUCGGAGACGAUGAUCUGCAAUAUUUGCUGUAUUGAGCCCCUUUUCUGCAGUGAUUGUUGCUGUAUCCUUUGCUCUUUGAGAAUUGAUUCAGCAAAUGGCGAUAAUAAAAGCUUCAUCAGAUGUGAAGCCAGGGUCAAAGAUGGGUUCAUUUGUGGACACAUUUGCCACAUAGAAUGUGCCCUCCGUUCUUACAUGGCUGGGACCGUAGGAGGAACUAUUGGUCUAGAUGCAGAGUAUUACUGCCGUCGCUGUGAUGCAAGGACGGAUUUGAUCCCACAUGUCAAGAAUCUUCUUGAGAGCUGCGAGUCUAUUCAUUCUGGUGAUAAAAUUCAGAAAAUACUUCAUAUUUGCAUUCUUAUAUUGCGAGGAUCAACUAAACUAAGUGCAAAAUCUCUGUUGCAUCAUGUUCAAUCUGCUGUAAGAAAGCUUAAGGAAGAAAAAUCUCUUGAAGAUUUAUGGAAAUGGGAAGACACAUCAGCUGAUACUACAGGAGAACUCUCCCGGUGUGAAACCGCACAUUAGAAGUUUCUCAUUUACAACCUGAGCCAGGUUCAGAGACUGCCAUUUUUGUUAAUCAUAAGAACUUGAGGAGAGGGUCGAGAAGACACUGGCCGCAAUGAAGAAGUCUGAGGAAGGAGAGUAUAGGAUUGUUGAGGAUGUCCUUCAGAAAACCAUCUUCUAAAUCUUUAU